CGCCGCCGCCGCCGUCGCCGUCGCCUCCGCCUCGGACUGCGGCUUCCUCGGGGCCGCGGCCGCAGGAAGGAAGGAAGGAAGGAAGGACAGAACCCCUCACCCGCGCCGCCGACGCCCGGCCCGCCCGCUUCGCCCCGGCCGGUCUCCCCAUGACUGCACCCGGCCCCGCUGCCGACAGACGUCGCCCCAGCGCCCGGGUCUAACACGGAAGCGCGGGUCGGGGGCCGCGGAGGGAGGAGCAGGGAGAUCCGGCGGGUCCCGCGUCCCUCUCGGCCCGGCGCGGCGCCUCGGCCGGAGCCAUGACCUCGCUGACCCAGCGCAGCUCGGGGCUGGUGCAGCGGCGCACCGAGGCCUCCCGCAACGCCGCCGACAAGGAGCGGGCGGCGGGCGGCGGCGGCGGCAACGGCGAGGACGACGCGCAGGGCCGCCGCGACGAGCAGGACGACGACGACAAGGGCGACUCCAAGGAAACGCGGCUGACCCUGAUGGAGGAGGUGCUCCUGCUGGGCCUCAAGGACCGAGAGGGUUACACAUCAUUUUGGAAUGACUGUAUAUCAUCUGGAUUACGUGGCUGUAUGUUAAUUGAAUUAGCAUUGAGAGGAAGGUUACAGCUAGAGGCUUGUGGAAUGAGGCGUAAAAGUCUAUUAACAAGAAAGGUGAUUUGUAAGUCAGAUGCUCCAACAGGGGACGUUCUUCUUGAUGAAGCGCUAAAGCACGUUAAGGAGACUCAGCCUCCAGAAACGGUUCAGAACUGGAUUGAAUUACUUAGUGGGGAGACAUGGAAUCCAUUAAAAUUGCAUUAUCAAUUAAGAAACGUGCGGGAACGAUUAGCUAAAAACCUGGUGGAAAAGGGCGUAUUGACAACCGAGAAACAGAACUUCCUUCUUUUCGACAUGACGACGCAUCCUCUCACUAACAACAACAUUAAGCAGCGCCUCAUCAAGAAGGUGCAGGAGGCCGUUCUCGACAAGUGGGUGAACGACCCUCACCGUAUGGACAAGCGCCUGCUGGCCCUCAUCUACCUGGCCCACGCCUCGGAUGUCCUGGAGAACGCGUUUGCGCCCCUCCUGGACGAGCAGUACGACUUAGCCACCAAGCGCGUGCGGCAGCUCCUGGACUUAGACCCCGAGGUGGAGUGUCUGAAGGCCGGCACCAACGAGGUGCUGUGGGCGGUGGUGGCGGCCUUCACCAAGUGACCCUGCUCGGGACCAGGCGUCCUCCUUUCUCUCCCGGGAACCAGUCGUUUUUCUUCUAUGGACUUCUGGUUGUCUGCAGUUUGUACUUCCCACACUAUAAUUGGUUUUUGUUUUAUGAAAUGGUGGGUGGCUUUUUCUUUUGUGUACGUAUGCA
Molecule: messenger RNA, 1350 nt
Organism: Hippopotamus amphibius kiboko
Lineage: Eukaryota; Metazoa; Chordata; Mammalia; Artiodactyla; Hippopotamidae
Gene: GOLPH3
Product: golgi phosphoprotein 3
Exons: 4
Coding region: 300-1196 (298 amino acids)
Biological process (GO): Golgi to plasma membrane protein transport; Golgi vesicle budding; retrograde vesicle-mediated transport, Golgi to endoplasmic reticulum
Cellular component (GO): Golgi cisterna; cytosol; trans-Golgi network
Molecular function (GO): phosphatidylinositol-4-phosphate binding
Source: RefSeq, a predicted model, not a curated record